Messenger RNA from Gracilinanus agilis (Agile Gracile Mouse Opossum), 975 nucleotides. RefSeq names its product olfactory receptor 4K15-like. Bases 4 to 975 code for a protein of 323 amino acids. Lineage: Eukaryota; Metazoa; Chordata; Mammalia; Didelphimorphia; Didelphidae. Gene Ontology annotation, biological process: G protein-coupled receptor signaling pathway. The record is from RefSeq and is a predicted model, not a curated record. Gene Ontology annotation, cellular component: membrane. The transcript has a single exon. Gene Ontology annotation, molecular function: olfactory receptor activity; G protein-coupled receptor activity.
GUAAUGGACCAAGGAAAUCAUUCAAGGGUGACUGAAUUUGUAUUGGUUGGACUUUCCACUUCGUGGGAACUCCAGAUUCUUUUCUUUGUACUCUUCACUUUGCUUUAUAUGGCCAUUGUGCUGGGAAACCUUCUAAUUGUGCUCACAGUGAUGCUGGAACCUGUCCUACACAAGCCCAUGUAUAUGAUGCUGAGUAACCUUUCUGUCCUUGAUGUUUGCCUGGCUACCUAUGCAACCCCGAAGAUGAUCACUGAUUUUCUUGCAGAGUUAAAGACGAUCUCUUUUGAGGGUUGCAUGGCCCAGAUAUUCUUUCUUCAUGUCUUUGCUGGUGGUGAGAUGGUGCUCCUUGUGGCAAUGGCGUAUGACAGAUAUGUGGCCAUUUGCAAACCCUUAAACUAUGCAGCCAUUAUGAGUUUUAACAAGUGUAUAGGCUUUUUGGUGGCUUCCUGGGUAAUUGGGAUUCUGCACUCCCUAAGCCAGCUGGCCUUCACCAUAAACUUGCCCUUCUGUGGCCCCAAUAUAGUAGACAGUUAUUAUUGUGAUCUCACUUUGGUCAUCAGACUUGCCUGCACUGAUACUUAUGUUCCAGAAGUGCUAAUGCUCUUGGACAGUGGUCUAAUGGGGGUGACUUCUUUCCUCCUGGUACUCAUUUCCUACACCGUCAUCCUGGUCACUGUACAGCAUCGUUCAUCAGCUAGUAUGGCUAAGGCACGUGCCACAUUAACUGCACAUAUCACUGUAGUGACUCUCUUUUUUGGACCCUGCAUUUUUAUUUAUGUCUGGCCUUUCAGCAGCUUCCCAGUAGACAAGAUCUUCUCUGUGUUUUCUACUGUGUUUGCCCCAAUAUUAAACCCAAUAAUCUACACUCUAAGAAAUAAAGAGGCAAAGGCAGCCAUGCAGAAGCUGAAGAACCAGCACAUAAGUGUCAGGCAGAUGUUUCAGCCUACUCCAGUAUCAACUGACAUGCUGCCUUGA